AUGGCGCCCCCCCACCCGCCUACCGGCGCCCUGCUGGGGCCGCGGGACGCGCCGGAAGUGAUGUCACUAGAAUCCGCCGGGAGGGGCGUUGCCAUGGCAGCCGCGCGGGGCAUCCUGGCCCCCUCUCCAUCCCCAUCCCCUCCCCCCUUCUCCCUCCCGGUGCCGGCACCGGGGACGGCGACACCGGGGACAGCGACACCGGGGACAGCGGGGACAGCGGCAGGCGGUCGCCCCCCCCCCUAUUUCCAGCCCCUUCUCCCCUGGGGGGGCCCCGGCGCGGGAGGAAAGACGGCUCUCAGCACCCUGCUGCGCUGCUUCCCCUGCGAGCGGCUCUGCGGGGGGUGCACGGUGCCCCCCGCGCCCCCCCGGCCCCCCGGGGCCCUGCCACCCUCGGUGCCACCGCCGCCGUCCCGCCGCCACCUGCCCCCCGCCGCCUGCCUGCCCCCACGGACCUUCCACAGCUACCUGCCCCGCUCGCACCGCACCUACAGCUGCGUCCACUGCCGGGCACACCUGGCCAGGCACGAGGAGCUCAUCUCCAAGUCCUUCCAGGGCAGCCAUGGCCGUGCCUACCUCUUCAACUCCGUGGUUAACGUGGGCUGCGGCCCGGCCGAGCAGCGGCUGCUGCUCACCGGGCUGCACUCGGUGGCCGACAUCUUCUGCGAGAGCUGCAAAACCCCCCUGGGCUGGAAAUACGAGCAGGCCUUCGAGAGCAGCCAGAAGUACAAGGAGGGGAAGUUCAUCAUCGAGACGUCGCACAUGGUGAAGGAGAACGGCUGGGACUGACGGCACGGCGGGGGCACCCCGCAGCACCCGCGCUGGGGGGGGGGUCCCCGGUGCCGGGGUGCCGACGCGGUGUGUCCCCCCCCACCUCCGCACCUUCCCCGGUGCCCUGUGGUGGGGGCACCCCAUGCCUCUGCCGGGGGAGCACAGGGCCCAUCACCAGCAUGGGGGGGGGGCUGCGGGCAGCUUUUUUAGGGGAAUAAAAGCUUUUUUUUUUAAAAAAAAAAAAA
Molecule: messenger RNA, 1013 nt
Organism: Oxyura jamaicensis (ruddy duck)
Lineage: Eukaryota; Metazoa; Chordata; Aves; Anseriformes; Anatidae
Product: formin-like protein 5
Source: RefSeq, a predicted model, not a curated record